Messenger RNA from Ailuropoda melanoleuca (giant panda), 1876 nucleotides. Its product is annotated as T-cell surface glycoprotein CD1e, membrane-associated. Lineage: Eukaryota; Metazoa; Chordata; Mammalia; Carnivora; Ursidae. Gene Ontology annotation, cellular component: external side of plasma membrane. Bases 104 to 1288 code for a protein of 394 amino acids. Gene Ontology annotation, biological process: positive regulation of T cell mediated cytotoxicity; immune response; antigen processing and presentation, endogenous lipid antigen via MHC class Ib. Gene Ontology annotation, molecular function: endogenous lipid antigen binding; exogenous lipid antigen binding; lipopeptide binding. The transcript is spliced from 6 exons. The record is from RefSeq and is a predicted model, not a curated record.
GGUUUGCCUGACUGUGGUAGGGCAAGGCAGAUGAGAGCAGGAGGGUUCAGAGGCCAGUGGUUCCUGAGUCCUGUGGAGGCCCCCUUCGUCUGACCAAGCUGCCAUGCUGCUGCUUCUCCUGCUCUUCGAGGGACUUGUCCAGUGUGGGGCAAGCCUAGAGGCAUCCCAGGUCCCAGGACCCCCUCAUCCAGCCACAGAGGAGCCCCUCUCCUUCCGUGUGCUGCAGACCUCCUCCUUUGCCAACCGCAGCUGGGCGUCCUCGCAGGCCUCGGGCUGGCUGGGCGAGCUGCAGACUCACGGCUGGGAUAAUGCCCUGGGCACCAUCAGCUUCCUGCGGCCCUGGUCCCGGGGGAACUUCAGCGCCAAGGAGCUGAGGAAUCUGCAAAACCUCUUCCAGCUCUACUUCCACGGCUUCAUCAUCGAGGUGCAGGCCUUUGAGCACCAGUUUCAGUUUGAAUACCCCUUCGAGCUCCAGGUGUCAGCUGGCUGUACGGUGUGUGCUGGGAAGGCCUCGGGAACCUUCUUGAAUGGGGCGUAUCAAGGCUCAGAUUUUCUGAGUUUCCGAGGAGACUCCUGGCAGCCAUCUCCAGGAGCCGGGAGUCGGGCUCAGAAGGUCUGUGCCGUUCUCAACCAGUACCUGGAUAUUAAGGAAAUCGUGCAGACACUCCUCAGCUACACCUGCCCUCGGUUUCUGGCAGGAAUCCUUGAAGCAGGGAAGACAGAACUAGAACGACAAGUGAAGCCGGAAGCCUGGCUGUCCAGAGGCCCCAGUCCCGGUCCCGGCCGUCUGCUGCUGGUGUGCCACGUCUCCGGCUUCCACCCAAAGCCCGUGUGGGUGAUGUGGAUGCGGGGCGAGCAGAAGCAGCGGGGCACCCAGCGAGGCGACGUCCUGCCCCAUGCUGAUGGGACCUGGUAUCUCCGAGUGACCCUGGACGUGGCGGCCCGGGAGGCAGCCGGCCUGUCGUGCCGGGUAAAGCACAGCAGUCUGGGAGGUCAGGACAUUGUCAUCCACUGGGGAGGUAGAAACUCAGCCCUGCUGACACUGCUCUGUCUGGUGGUGAUAGUUACCCUGCUCGUGCUGCUUGUAGGGCAUUCCUGCUUUAAAAAGCACAGCUCAAAUCAGAAGGCCCUGGCUGCCGCUGUCCACGGUCCUGACUCGCCCACAGGGGCCGACACCCAGGGGCCCAGGACUCCCGGACACCAGCUUUACCUGCCGCAGGAAUCGUGGAUCAAAAACAGAUUUUUAAAGAAAUGGAAAACAAGCCUACACCAACUCUGGGGACGUUAGUUUUACCUAACACAUAAAAUGCUUUCCUGCUUCUUAAACAUGGUUCAUACCUGUAAACAAAACAUGAUUUUGAUAAAAUGGCUUCUUGUGGCCGAAAUCUUGAACCCUUUAGGAGCCUGUUUUAUUUUCCCCCCAUCUUCUAGCAAUAUCUUUUCUGCGUUGGCCACACGCGCAUUGCUUCUGGUCCUCCAGACUCUAAUUCACAUGUUUCUUUCCCAUGGAGGCUUCCUUGCCCUGCCCCAUGGAGAGCUCUUCCAAACUUCCAAAAUUGGAUGGGUCAUCCUCAAAACGUUCAUCUCUUCUUACUCUGAACGUUGGUUAUUUAGAUUUUUGCUUUUCUGUUUUUUCUCAGUUGCUUGAAAACAGGAUGCAGGUGUUUGUACCAGCACCUAUGACCGAAAGCCUGACCUGGACUCGGGGCCAGGGUCAUGGGCAUGUGAUCCAUGCUGCGCUUGCUGUCUUGAAAUCCUUAAUAAAACUUGGAGAUACUGUAUUUUCAUUUUGGACUCCCCCCACAAAUUAUGUAGCUGGUUCAGAGUAAAAUGUUUCUCAUUAAAUACUAUCUGAAAUAAAUUUUUGUCAAAUCGA